This is a messenger RNA of Drosophila persimilis, 1643 nucleotides long. RefSeq names its product mitochondrial uncoupling protein Bmcp (gene Bmcp). NCBI's taxonomy places the organism in Eukaryota, Metazoa, Arthropoda, Insecta, Diptera, Drosophilidae. Bases 149 to 1060 code for a protein of 303 amino acids. Gene Ontology annotation, biological process: transmembrane transport. The record is from RefSeq and is a predicted model, not a curated record. The transcript is spliced from 5 exons.
AUGCGAAUUUCAUGCAAGUAAACCUGCAAACGACGCUAAGUAAACAACGAAGUUGCAACGGAGGAGUGCCAUCUCAUUUGGUCGCGUCGUUGAAGGAUCAACGCGAAAUCUGAUCGGUUUUUGAGCAUCAACAGGUGCUGUGGCGGUCAUGGCGGAAGUCAAGGACUGGCGGCCUUUUGUUUAUGGCGGCGUUGCAUCUAUAACUGCUGAAUUUGGCACUUUUCCAAUCGACACAACAAAGACGCGCCUCCAAGUCCAAGGUCAGAAAAUUGAUCAAACGUUCUCGCAGCUGCGGUACCGCGGCAUGACCGAUGCAUUUGUCAAGAUCUCCAAAGAAGAAGGGCUGCGAGCGUUGUAUUCUGGCAUUUGGCCGGCAGUUCUGCGUCAGGCCACCUACGGCACCAUCAAAUUCGGCACCUACUACACCCUCAAGAAGCUGGCCAACGAGCGCGGCCUCCUCACGAACGAAGACGGCAGCGAGCGGGUCUGGAGCAACAUACUGUGCGCGGCAGCGGCAGGCGCCAUCUCAUCGGCCAUUGCCAACCCCACCGAUGUGCUGAAAGUGCGUAUGCAGGUGCAUGGCAGAGCCCAUCACCAGGGUCUGAUUGGCUGCUUCAGCGAAAUAUACAAGUAUGAGGGCGUGCGAGGGCUGUGGCGCGGUGUUGGGCCAACGGCUCAGCGCGCCGUAGUCAUUGCGUCAGUCGAGCUACCGGUCUAUGACUUUUGCAAGCUGCAGCUAAUGAACGCCUUUGGCGAUCAUGUGGCGAAUCAUUUUAUCUCAAGUUUCAUUGCCAGCUUAGGAAGCGCCAUUGCGUCGACUCCCAUCGAUGUCAUCCGGACUCGCCUGAUGAACCAGAGACCCGUCAGCAUGACGAUAAACGGCCUGGCCACUGCGGCAGCCACACCAAAGCUGUACAGCGGGAGCCUCGACUGUGCAGUGCAGACGAUUCGAAACGAGGGACCCCUGGCCCUCUAUAAGGGCUUCAUACCCACGUGGGUUAGGAUGGGGCCCUGGAACAUCAUAUUCUUUAUAACGUACGAACAACUCAAGAAAUACUGAGGCGAGGCGGCAAGUGGAACGUCGAACGGAAUCCAAGUACAAGAUGUAUUCUAGCAUUCAAACCAAAAAGAUCUUUUGCCCCGUAGCAGAGUUAGGUUAAGAAAACUGCCUGGACCUGGCCUACCUUUAAGCUAAGCUCAUAGUUCAAUUUGAGUGGUCACUUAAGUGCCUGUCUGCAUGCUGCUGGCUAUUCAAUAGCCAGCCAUAUCCUCCGGUCGCAUUUCGCCUUCGACAAAAGUGACAACGAGAAGGAAUUUCAGACGCUGGGUGGGCCCAUUCAAGUAUUUGCAUUUUUGACGAAUUUCCUACCAUACCACAUAUUUACUUGGCCUUGCCAGCGUCUGGCCGUGGCGAAAGCAGCAGCGACCUUCGGCGAACACACUAUUUAACUAAACUAAGCCUAAUUUUACCAGUUAUAUAGCUAGCGAAAAUAUGAAUAAUGUGAACUUGUAUUAGACGCGCAUUUGUUCUGUGCAACAGUGUAGACUUUAUCGAUCGUAUUACAUACACACACGUUCGUUGUAAAUAUGUGCAUUUAGUAAUGUGUGUUAUUCUUUCUUGAUCCUUUCAAGGUGUACAUACA